AUGAAUGGCCGAACAUUUUUGGCCAAAUUGGAUGAUGAAGAAAAGAUAAUUAAAUUACGAGCAGAUGGAUAUAAUAAAUUACUUCAAACCGAUGACAGUCGAUUAACCGAAGAUGUACGCACUGAUAUUAAUGCUGUAAUCGGAGAAGUAAAUUUACUAUUAAAAGGUAAACUGAAACAAUUUCGUGGCCUAUGCGAAAGAAAUGUGAAUAAAUCACCUGGUGGUGAACCCAUACCUCUGGAUACUGAUCUCGAAGGUUUUUGGGAUAUAACAUUUCCAUUGAUUGAUAAGGUUAAAGAAAAAUUCUCUAAGCUUGAUGUACGAAAAACUAAACAAUGGGCUAUAAUUGAAGAAUAUGAUCCAAAUGAUGUUAAUAAUCGCCCUCGGAUAAUCGAUGAUCGUCUUAAACAACUUCAACCUCAGCAAAAUAAAUCGAAAAUUCCCGUAACAAAACCAGCGAAUGAUCAUCUAAAAAAAUUAAUUCAAGAAAAACGGAAAGCAGCUGCUAAUACUGCAAAUCAUGAUAUUGAAAUAUUUGUCGCACAGAAAUAA
Rotaria socialis is the source of this 552-nucleotide messenger RNA. The record is from the annotation of a GenBank genome assembly. NCBI's taxonomy places the organism in Eukaryota, Metazoa, Rotifera, Eurotatoria, Philodinida, Philodinidae.